CUCUGGGCACCCUGUGCCAGGGCCUCACCACCCUCACGGUAAAGAAUUUCUUCCCAGUAUCUAAAUCUCCCCCCUUGUAGUUAUAAACCAUCACCUCAGGUCUUAUCCUAACAGGCCCUGGUCCAUUGAGGUCCAUGCCACCAUUUCUGUCCUGGCCACCCUCUGAAUCCAGACAAGCUGAAAUAAUUUUUACAAAUCAGCCCUUUUGAUUGCUCUCUGAGUUAUCCUGAACAGGCAGGGAGCACAUUGAGGCAUCUCACAGCUUCCCUUCCUACGUCUCUGCCCUGGCUGUGGGUAUCAGCCAUGGUCUGGUGCACGUUGGUCAGUGGUGCCCAAUAACCCAGCUGGGGGCCCCUGUUUUGGCAUUCACAGAUGAGCCACCACUCCCAAAGGCAGCAGUUUCCGUGGCUCUUCGCUCACCUCUGUCCUUCCCGUCUCACCCACAGGCCGUGACGUGCAGCUGCUUCAUCCCGCUGUAUUUUGGGUUUUGCCCUCCAACGUACCGUGGGGUGGUGAGUAGCGCUGUGGGCUGGAGACCCUGUCCCAGCUCCGGCCCAGGGCCCCUCCAGCCUCUGGCCUUUCUCCAGUGGUGGCAUUAAGGAUGUUUCUACCUGGCUUUGCCACCAGCAUAGCUCGAGGCUGUGUUCCCACAGUGUCUGCAGAGGGAAGAACAGGGCCCCAAAAUCUGACCUCACUGCAAGACAGGACCCAGCUUCUCACAGAACUGUCCAUCUUCCCCUGUCCCUGGGGUUGCCUCAGCUGCCUUCUGCUGCACCUUCCUCCCGCUUCCAUUGCAGCAGUUCUUUGGCUGGAAGGGAGGAUCAGGGUGUGGACCUGGAGCAGGGGAGCAGUGGCUGGGGCAGUUGCCUGGAAGGGGAUCUCUGCAGCCCCAGAACCUCAGGCUGCUGUGGGCCUGGCUGGGGAACAAGCCCCACGUGUUUGCCCGUGUGAACAGCACUGCUCUCUCUGCCCAGGGGAAGGCUCAGGGCUCCCUGUUUUGCCUCCUAGCGCUACGUGGACGGCGAGGUGGCCAUGUGGACAGCCGACUUUGUGUCCCGCACCACCAUCACCAUCUCUGCCUUCGCCGGAGAAUACGACAUCUGCCCCAAGGACGGCCCAGCUGCCUUCUUGACCUUCCAGCUCGCUGACUCUAUCUUACAGAUCUCAAAAAUGAACAUCUGCCGCUUACAGCACAUUUUUCAGCUUCCCACACCUCAGGCCAUGGACCGCUUUUAUAUCCAGGGCUACCAGGACACGGUCUCCUUCCUGAAAAGACUGAGGGAUUUCCAGGUGAAUUACUUCGAGGGCUUCACGCUUUCCUUGGCCAAUGAAUCACGUCAGAAAGGUGAGGAGACCCCGCACCUGAAGCCACAACUGAGAGUUCUGCACUCCAGAGCCACAGAUCACGAGGAUGACACCAAAGAGAACCCAGGAAUCGGCCAGGCAGCCGAUGAAUAUGAAUAGGAAGGCCCACACCACCUUCUCCACCCCCAGGAAGGUAAAGAACCAGCACUUGCUUUACCCCAUCCGUUUCCAAGUGACACUUGCCCAGGGCUGUCAGUGCCCAAAGAGGCUCUGGGGCAGGUGAGAACAUCGGGAAUGGGAGAAAGUUCCCUCUCAGCUCAGGGCUUACGAGUGAGGCCUCACACUGAGCCCUCACCCUCGAUCUGGCUGAGGACUGAGGACUUCAUUUUGGCUGUGUCAGAAGGACUCCAUGGACAAGGAGCCCUUCCCAUGGAGAAGGCCACGUAUUUACUCACCUUGUGAGGUAAUAACCGGUUCUGCCCACGCAUCCCUUCAGCAGGGGUGUCUCAAGGGUUCAAGCUGCCUUUGCUGUGCCAGCCAAAUCCAAGCUUCUUAGGAACUCUGGCUGCAGCCACAGAAAG
This is a messenger RNA of Corvus hawaiiensis (hawaiian crow), 1886 nucleotides long. RefSeq names its product omega-hydroxyceramide transacylase-like. Bases 1033 to 1464 code for a protein of 143 amino acids. The transcript has 3 exons. Lineage: Eukaryota; Metazoa; Chordata; Aves; Passeriformes; Corvidae. Gene Ontology annotation, biological process: triglyceride catabolic process; lipid homeostasis. The record is from RefSeq and is a predicted model, not a curated record. Gene Ontology annotation, molecular function: triacylglycerol lipase activity. Gene Ontology annotation, cellular component: lipid droplet; membrane; cytoplasm.